Molecule: messenger RNA, 213 nt
Organism: Aspergillus clavatus NRRL 1
Lineage: Eukaryota; Fungi; Ascomycota; Eurotiomycetes; Eurotiales; Aspergillaceae
Exons: 1
Coding region: 1-213 (70 amino acids)
Source: RefSeq, a predicted model, not a curated record
AUGGCGAACAGAAGUCCGGCGAAAUCUACGCUUGAGGCAGGAAGAAACACGACGGAUGCAGGCACAGACAAUCGCAUCACAGAUGUUAUCGGCAAUGCAGGAAUCAGAGAGAAAAUCGGCCAGGGCAAGGGGAAGGUCGCGAUCCGCGGCUCCCAGGCCAUCUGUGCAGAAUCGGACGAGAAGGAGCUCCCGACGAGCUUCGCCCUUUCGUGA